Molecule: messenger RNA, 1018 nt
Organism: Spinacia oleracea (spinach)
Lineage: Eukaryota; Viridiplantae; Streptophyta; Magnoliopsida; Caryophyllales; Amaranthaceae
Exons: 4
Coding region: 157-663 (168 amino acids)
Source: RefSeq, a predicted model, not a curated record
UUUGUCCCCCCAUCUGUCAUCUCCCUCUCUUUCUUUAAUUAACCCCUUCUUCUUUCUCUCUCCUACCCUUCAAUCUCUCUUUAUAAGCACCCCACUAUCUCACUUCCGCUCAAUCAAAACACACCCACAAACACAAACAACCAAAAACAACAAAAAAUGGAUGAUUACAGGUGGAAUUACCAUGUACCUGCAUUUGGAAGCUGGGAUUAUGACGAUGAAAACAUGGGAUAUACACAGUGUUUCGAGGGUGCAAGACAAGCUGGUUUUGCAAGGUUUGCAGCAACAGGUUACCCAGAUUCUGCUGCUGAUGUUGAAGACAGAGAUUUGUAUGUUGCUGGUGAUUUGUACCAGAAUGAUGUUCUUACUCCUACUGUCAUCGUUGUUCCUCGUCGCAGGAGAAAAGGAGGAUCAGGAUACACAAAUGUCAAAGGUGUAAAAAAACAGCAACAAAAAAUGGAAAAAGAAGAAUGGGGUGGAUAUUCAUAUGACAUAAAGGAGCCACCAAGUCCAAUUAUCUCUCCACCAAAGCCAAAGCCAAAGCCAAAAUCUAAGGCUGUUGAUGAAGAUUUGUACAAAAUUCCUCCUGAAUACCUCCAUGUCAAACCCAAAAGGAAGAAAGGAUUCGGGCUAUUUUCAAGUUGUUUGCUUCCCGCUUGUGCUUAAUCUUUCGCAUUAGAUAUAAUUAUGGUUUAUUUAUCGAUAUAGUAGUAGUUGUAGACUUGUAGUAGUGUUACAAGCCUAUGGAAUUGGAAGAGAAAUUUUAGUAUUUCGGCGAAAUAUUAUCAUGAGAAUUAAGUAUGUUGGUAUUGAGCUAAUGAGGAAUUAAUUGUGUAAGAGAGGCGAUAUUAUUUCGAAUAUUUCCCCAUAAUUAUAGAUGGGAGUAAUAUUUUUCUUCCAAUUAGGCUAUUUGUAAAAAGAAAAAAAGUUGUUGAAGAAAUUGAUAUUUAUUUAAUGGGUUUGUAUGAGUUAGGCAAAUUAAUUCAAAUUUAUGGAAUGGGUUGUAAUAUUUUCCUUUCAA